UGGCAAGCGCCAUGAAGUUUCAAGCUAAGCCCAGGCCCUGGAAUUACGUGCUUCCCUGCAGUCUGAAAAGUUUCAGAAGGUGGGAGAGGGCGAGGCAUGGGCGUGAGCUAGCCGUGGUGCUGAAAUACGCGCUGGGAGCUGUCCAACAGUCCCGGUUCUGAAUUACUCACACGGACCUGCUCAUCGACUUCACUUGGACCACUUUUCAAUCGAAAGACGCUCCCCAAUUCUAAUGAAACAUUCCAUGCACUUGGGGGUGCAAGAUUUGUACAGCCUUCCCCAUCACCGGCUGAUCCGUGAUAUGAUGGUUCAAGCAAAUGUGGUUUGAUCACAUGUAGUCUGCAGGAAGAGAAACAUGUAUCUCUUUUGCAAUCUGGUCCACGGGGCGCGCUAUUUCUCCGCUGCCAUAAAUCAAUAGAUAACGCCAAGGACACUGGCUAAAAAAAAGGUCUGUGUUUGCAAACUUCUUGGAGUAUUGUACUGUAGCAAUCGGCCUUUAGCUCGGUGAUGAUUGGAAUUGGAAUUGUUUUAAGGUCCUCUGCUUAGAAUAACAUCGCCGGUUAACGUUAUUGGUCAGAGUUAUGGAGAUAAGAAAAGAGCAAUUGAAGAAAUUAGCGGGGGACACCUUGGGGAAGUUACACAGAAUCCUAGAGAAGCGGCAGAAUGUGGGAGAAACAAUUGAGUUGACUGAAGAUGGUCGAGCGAUUGGAGUGGCAGAGAAAAGGCAGCCCAUUGUGGACUGCACAUGCUUUGGGCUGCCAAAGCGUUACGUCAUUGCCAUGAUGAGCGGCCUGGGCUUCUGCAUCUCUUUUGGGAUCCGCUGUAAUCUCGGGGUAGCCAUCGUGAGCAUGGUGAACAACAACACAGUCUACAGCAACGGGAAGCUCAUCAUGGAGAAAGCUAAAUUUAACUGGGAUCCAGAGACGGUGGGAAUGAUUCAUGGAUCCUUCUUCUGGGGCUAUAUUGUUACGCAAAUUCCAGGAGGCUACAUCUCCCAGAAAUUUGCUGCCAACAGAGUGUUUGGCUGGGCGAUCAUGGCGACAUCCUCUCUGAACAUGCUGAUACCUUCUGCAGCCAGAAUCCAUUUCAGUUGUGUUAUAUUAAUCAGGAUUCUCCAAGGUCUGGUCGAGGGGGUUACAUAUCCGGCAUGCCAUGGAAUUUGGAGCAAAUGGGCACCUCCCUUGGAACGAAGCCGGCUCGCUACUACCUCCUUCUGUGGUUCCUAUGCAGGGGCAGUGAUAGCAAUGCCACUGGCAGGGGUCCUCGUCCAGUACUCAGGGUGGUCUUCAGUCUUCUAUGUCUAUGGGAGCUUUGGCAUGGUGUGGUACAUAUUCUGGCUGCUGGUGUCUUAUGAGAGUCCAGCCAAACAUCCAACCAUUACCGAGGAAGAGAAGAUCUAUAUAGAGGAAUCUAUCGGAGAAGGUGCCAACCUUAUGAACCCUCUUGUGAAGUUCAAGGCGCCCUGGCGCAAGUUUUUCACAUCGAUGCCUGUCUACGCUAUUGUCGUCGCCAACUUCUGCCGCAGUUGGACUUUCUACCUGCUGUUGAUCAGCCAGCCAGCCUACUUUGAGGAAGUGUUUGGAUUCGAGAUCAGCAAGGUCGGCUUGUUGUCUGCUCUCCCCCAUCUCGUCAUGACGAUUAUAGUGCCCAUUGGUGGACAGUUAGCGGACUACCUCCGAGCCAAGAAAAUCAUGUCCACCACCAACGUCAGGAAGAUGAUGAACUGUGGAGGUUUCGGAAUGGAAGCAACAUUCCUGUUAGUGGUGGGCUUCUCUCACGCGAAAGGAGUGGCCAUUUCGUUUCUCAUCCUUGCUGUUGGCUUCAGUGGGUUCGCAAUUUCAGGUUUCAACGUUAACCAUCUGGACAUUGCGCCACGUUACGCCAGCAUCUUAAUGGGCUUAUCCAACGGUGUGGGCACUUUAUCCGGGAUGGUGUGCCCUCUAAUUGUGGGAGCAAUGACAAAACACAAGACCCGCGAAGAGUGGCAGUACGUCUUCCUGAUCGCCUCCCUGGUUCACUACGCCGGGGUGAUAUUCUACGGCAUCUUCGCGUCGGGGGAGAAGCAGCCUUGGGCAGAACCCGAGGAGCUCAGCGACGAGAAAUGCGGCUUCAUGUACGAAGACGAGCUGGCGGCCGAGGUGGAGGAUGGCUACGGGAGCUACGGUACCACGGGUACCACCAGUAUCACCAACGGUGGAUGGACCAGCGAGUGGGAUAAGAAAGAGGAAUUCGUCCAGGAGCAGGGCAAAGAUCCCUACAUGUAUGGCAGUGUCCAAGACAGAGACUUAUCCUGAGCUGGGGCUGGGUCCAAGGGCUUUGGGGUGGGGAGACACAGCUCGCGCACAAUAAUACACCAAGCCCCCCUCCCCUCCCCAUCAUCAACUGAUACUUCCGCGGGCAUUGAGUCUUGUGGAGGAGGCAUGGUAGAAACUAAUGUAUAUAAAUAGCCAAUUGUUUAAAGGGGAACUUCACCUUAUUUUUCACCCCAUGUAAGGUUUGAAAGGCCCUCUAUUCCAAUGACUUUGUGUGUGUGUGUGUAUGUGUGUGUGUGUGUGUGUGUGUGUGUGUGUGUGUGUGUGUGUGUGUGUGUGUGUGUGUGUGUGUGUGUGUGUGUUUGCACAGCCAAGAAAGACUGCUGAAGAAGGGUCUAGGCCCGAAACGUCAGCUUUUCUGCUCCUCUGAUGCUGCUUGGCCUGCUGUGUUCAUCCAGCUCCACACCUUGUUAUCCAAGAAAGACGGGUGGUGGAAGUAAUUUGUUCCUUAUUAACAUGCCAGGCCACAUUCAACUGAAAACUUUGUUUGUCUCUCUCCUUCAAUUCAUAACAUACCACUUCCUGUCCUAACUGCUUCUCCCCUGUAUUUAAUUCCCUUCGUUGUUCUGGGUGGGAGGUGGAAGAGGACAGGGAUUACCGAUUGCAAAAGGAGGGAUGGUGUUAAGCAAGAGGCAGGGACAGAAAUCACACAGUCUCGCUCAAAUCAAAUGUUUAAUGGCGGAACUCCACCUUACUUUGCAUCCCAAGCAAGGUGGGUGUAUGUGACUGUGUGUGAGGGGGUGUGUGUUUACACAGGUUGAGAAACUGGAAGAUGGUGACAUAGUGAUAUUGCUGUUCGCCUAUUAGCCUAGUGAUCUAGGUAAUGCUCUGGGGUCCACAUUCAAAAUGGUGGAUUUGAAUUUGAUUUCUUAAAAAACAAAAAGUCUAAUGAUGACCAGGAAACUGUUGGAAAAAUCCGCUCGCUAAUGCCCUUUAAGGAAGGAAAUCUGUCAUCUUUACCUCGUCUGACUCCAGGCCCACAGCAAUGUGGUUGAUUCUUAAAUGCCCUCUGGGUAAUUAGGGAUCUGCAGAAGUGCAGCCCACAUCCUAUGAGUGAAUUUUUUUUAAAAAAGCGCAGAGGACCUGCCCCCAGCCCGAGUUCUCCUGCACCCCAGUGAGUGAGCCCUGAUGUAUCUCCCAGGUAGUUGUGACAAUGGAGAUAGAGCAAUCAAAGCUGAUUCACAAGCAACACUGCCAGCACACCUACCAACUAAGGACACUCCAUUCCCCCCACUCCCUCUAGAAAUGAGGGCACGUGGUGAAGUGGAGUUUAUGGUUUCUUUGCCCACCCCAUCCCCUGAAACCCACUGUGACCUCCCCUUACAAGGGAAACUGGGCUCUCCAAGACCCACACUUGCUGCCCUGUCCAUUGUGGCUAAUGCUAUGGUUUCCUCCUCUGUUUUUUAUUCACAUGUGUUCAAAGAGCACGGGCCAGUCUGUCAUUUGCUGCCUACCCCUUUAGUACCCUUGAGAAUGUAGUGGGGAGGCUCCUGUACUCGAACCACAGCAGACCAUGUACAACCCCACAGUGCUGUUGUGGAAGCAAUGGUAAUUUGUUUUCUCACAAAGUAAAGGUUUGGGAAACUUCACUGAGCAGACAGCCCAGCUGUUUUUACAUUCACAGAGAGAUGAAAGGAACAGCACUAUGUACGCAUGUUACACUGUCCACCAGUUUUCUCCCCUUUCUCCUAACACCGUGGCAGGGAAGGAGAUCGUGCUGUGCUACGGAGGAGAUCUCUCUGUUAAUCUUUCAUGGGAUGUGGGAAGAUAGAUGUGACCUUCAGGCCAAUGUAGGUACACCCACUGUUUUGCUGGGGAGGGAAUUUGAGUUGAACUGAUAGCUGCUGAUUGACUGAUACCACCAAGUACCUGGGGGCCAAUACUGGGGACCAAAUUUCCCUUGCAAUUUGAUAUUAUAAUGGGCAAGGACGUUGAGAGUGUAUGUAUAUGACUGUACAUUUGUGUACAUUUGUUCCUUUUCAUUUAGGUUCUGUCACUCCCCCCAUGGAUACCCGACUCCAUAACUCUGCCUCCUCCCACAUUAAGAGGCUAAUCUCUAAAAUACUGAAUGACCACAAUGUAAAUCUCCUGUGUGAUCCAUGUUCCAGACUAGGCAUGAGACGUCACUGUCACUGACCCCUCCAGUGAAUCAGUCCCAGUGCUGCCUCCAGUGUUAGAACUAGGAUCUUCCAAUAAAUGACAUGGUGGCUGAGUGGUUUAGUGCAGUUGCGUCACAGCAAUGGGAACACAGGUUCAAUUCCAGCCUCAGGUGACAAUCUGUGCAGGUUUCCUCCCACAGUCCAAAGAUGUGCAAGUUGGGUAGAUUGGCCAUGCUAAAUUGCCCCUAGUUUCCAGGUAUGUGUAGACUAGGAGGAUUAGCCAUGGGAAAAGUGGGCUUACAGGCAUAGGAGGAGAUAAGGAUCAGUGUGGACUCAGUGGGCCAAAUGAUUUGCUUUCACACAGUAGGGAUUCAAUGAUUUCUAUUAUCCCUCAUCAUGCCACAGUGUCUAACAGACUUCCAAACAGAGGCUCCUGCCUAUCACCUCACCAUGCCACUGUAUAACAACUUGUUUUUAUAUGGCACCUUCCACUUAUUUGCAGGUCCCUUAAAAGCAGGAGUGUUGUAAAACGAGUAUGAUGCUGAGCCUCUUCAGGAGAUUAAGUCAGAUGUGCAAAUAGCUUGGUCAAAGAGGUAGACUUUAAGAAAUGUCUUAAUGGGGUAACACAAGGUGGAGAUGUUUGGGUGAGGAUUCCAGAACAUAUGGCCCAGGCACCUGCAGUUACAAAGGGUGGAGCAAUUAAAAUCCGAGAAGUUGGGAGGUUGGAAUUUUAGGAGUGCAGAUAUCUUGUAGGUUUGUAGGCUGGAGAGAGAUUACAGAAUCAGGGAGAGAUGAGGACAUGAAGCAAUUCGGAAACAAGAUUGGCAAGGGUUCACUAAUGUCCUUCAGGGAAGGAAACCUGCCAUCCUCACCUGGCCUGGCCUGCAUGUGACUCCAGAACCUAAGCAAUAUGGCUGACUCUCAACUGCCCUUUGGGCAAUUGGGGAUAGGCAAUGAAUGCUGGCCUGGCCAGGGCCAUCCACAUCCUGUGAAUGAAUAAAAACAACUUCAAAAUCAAAACAUUGCUUGAGAUUGAGCUAAAGUAAGCCAGUGAGCACUGUCAGUGAGAAGUAAACAGGGAUCAGUGUAAGUUAAGACAAGGCAGAGUUUUAGGUAACUUCACAUUUGUAGAGGAUAAGAUGUGGCAGAUCCAUCCAAGAACAUUUGAAAUAAACCUAACUGCUGUAUUGUGCAGGGAAGGGGGCAAGUUGGGGGGGGGGGAGUGGCAUUUCUCUAUAUUGCUUCAUAGACUCAGGAUAUUCCAACAUGUUCCAUAGCUAAGGAAGUAUUGGUGAGUGUGGUCACUUUAUCCAGGAUAUAUGAACACUAUUCAUGAAUUCUGUCACGGGAAAUGGAUGUCACUAGCUGGACCAGCAUCAGUAAUGUCCAUCCCUAAUUGCCCCUUGAGAAGAUAGUGGUGAGCUGCUUUUUGAACCGUUACAGCCCAUGUGCUGUUGGGGCACCCAUUACGCUGUUGGGAAGGGAUUUCCAGGACUCCUACCCAGCGACAGUGAAGAAACAGCAAUAUAUUUCCAAGUCAGGAUGGUGUGUGAUUUAGAGAGCAACUUGAAGGGGUGAUGUUCCCAUUAAUCUGUUGACCUUGUCCUUAAAGAUGGUGAUGGUUACAGAUUUUUAGAAGGUGGUGUCAAACUAACCUAGAGACUACAGCGGGACUGGUUAAUGUCAUGUAAUAUUUGUGGAAUUCCCACACACACAGAUCCCAGCCCAAUGACCCAACCCAUAGUCAGAAGUGCCAGAGAAGCAUGAAGUCAGAUUGUUUGGCUUCUCAAAGUGCAAAUACAAAGGCAAGUCAUCAGCUGGAGCUUAGAGAGGCGGUCGCAAUAGCAGUGGUGAUGGCAAAAAGGUAAUGUCACAGGAUCCAUGAACCAGAUCCCCAGGUCAAUGUUCGAGGAACAUUGAUUGAAUCCAACGUGGUCGAUGGUGAAAUUUGAAUUCGCUAAGAUCGGUAUUUAAAAAGUUAGCACAAUGAUAACCAUGAAACUGUUGUUGAUUGUGCGAAAAAAUCCCAUCAGGAUCACUAGUUCCCUUUAGGGAAAGAAAUCAACCAUCCUUACAUUCUGUAGCCUAUGUGUGACUCCAGACCCUCGGCAAUAUGGCUGAUCAUUAAGUGGCCUCUGGGUAAUGAGAGAUGGACAUUGAAUGCUGGCCCAGCUAGCAACGGCCAAAUCCAAUGAAACAAAUAAAACAAAACAAGUCAAGGAGUUUUUCAGAAGUUCCUCAGAGAAGCAAACAUCCCAUUCUCCAAAGUAACAAGAGCCCAGAAAGUCAGCUUGAAACACCUAAACCAAGGGAAUAAAACUCACAUCGAAGAAGAUCGAACAAAAUGUUCGACAGUGAAGGAGAAGAACAUACAAAGGGGGAAAUGUAACAAGAGAACAAUAUGGGACAGUGUGAGAAGCAAAGCAAUAAACAUAAAAGGAAUUCAAACUGCCUAUUAGUAGAGUAUACCACCAGCUACCAUCCCAACCAAUCUGCCAACAAAUGCCAUCACCUAGUGGUAUCAAAACAAAUCAUAGAUAAUGGGAACUGAUGAAGGGUCUAGGCACGAAACAUCAGCUUUUGUGCUCAUACGAUGCUGCUUGGCCUGCUGUGUUCAUCCAGCUCCACACUUUGCUAUCUCAAAACAAAUCAUAAAUGUUUAUUCCAGUUCAGGAUUUUAAUUGAACAAAGUCAGGUUAAAUGGAAUUGAGAUUCAGAUCAGCUGAGAACCGAUUCAGUAUAGGAACAGGCUCAAAGAGCCGAAUGGUCUCCUUCUGAUCGUAUUAGAAACAGAAUCCUGGUUCACUGCUACCCUCCUCCCUCUUCACCCUCCUCAUUGUAUUUUGGCCUCAGCUGAAAUGUCAUUGUUCUGUGUCUGCCGCUUUGCACCCACCAAAUCCCUCCCCCACCCCUUCUCCCACAUCACACGUCCCCCGUAGCCGAUUAUAAUACCUUUGUUAUUCACAAACCAUCGCAAAGAAAAUUGAAUAAAAAUAUCGCACAAGGAAACUACUUAAAAAGUAAUGUUUUCAUGAUUGUUUCUCAGAUGUCAUUCAACAUCACUAGAGCAUGUUGUGAAAAGCAGUAAAGAUUAAGGUGAUAUUCAGAGGAAGUGCAUAAAAGAUGGGAUUGCGAAGCCAUAUGUCCAUAAAAAAACCCCUCAGUUAUGCCUGUAUAUGCCUUCUCUCAUUCCUCUCCAAUGUUGGGUAGUGAUUUCUUUUCCACACUUUUAAGUUUGGAAAAUCAGGCACAGAAAAAUUGAUAAAAGAAUGGAGAUAUAUUCAUUAGUUCCCAGGACUCAUUUCAUGUUGACACAUAAUCCUCUCCAUCAGAAUCUGGAUUCUUGACUGUAUGCAGGGUUGUCCAAAUGUUUACCACUUAAUGAAGUGGAAACAGUGAGGACAUUUGGUGAGACCGCACCUAAAGUGCUGUGCACAGUUUCCGUCUCUGAAGAGAUAUCACUGCUUCAGAAACCUUCCAAGAAGGCUCACUCAACUGACUCCUAGGAUGGAAGGACUUGAGCAUAGAACAGUACAGUCAGCUUUCCUGCUCCUAAGAUGCUGCUAGGCCUGCUGUGUUCAUCCAGCUCUACACCUUGUUAUCUCGGAUUCUCCAGCAUCUGCAGUUCCUAUUAUCUCAGCACAGUACAGGCCCAUCAGCCCACAAUGUUGUGCCAAUCUAUUAUCCUACUUUCAGAACAAAGUACCCUGCAUACCCUUCAUUUAUCUGUCAUCCAUGUGUCUAUCCAAGAGUCGCUUAAAUGUCCCUAAUGUAUCUGACUCGACUACCACCGUCAGCAGUGCAUUUUGGGGGUGAGAUUGGACCUACACUCAUUGGAGUUUAGAUCAACGAAAGGCAAUCUUAUUGAGAGAUACAAAAUCUUGACUAAUUAUAACUAAGGGUCUUCCCUGUUUUGGGGAGACUAAAACUAGAUUAGCACAGUCUGUAGAUAAAGGGUCUACCAUUGGAUAGGAGUCGAGGUGGAAAUCUUCUCUGAAAGUGUCAUUUGACUGAGGAAUCCUCUUCCUCAGACAGCAGUGGAGGCUUGGUCAUUAAAUGUAUUCUUGGCUGAGUUCGAUUUCUGACUGACAAGUCAUGGAGACAGGCAAGAAAGCACUGCCAAGGUUACAAUCAGGACAUGAUCUUAUUGAAUGGCAGAACAGUCUCAAUGGGCCAAAUAGCUAUGUAUGUUUGCUGCUAAUUGUUAUGAUUUCAUGUGACGGACUGGCCAUUCUGCCAUGUUACCUGUGAAACAAGUUACCCCAAGGUCCCCUGCUGACUGAAAGCGCUUAGUGGGUUUGCCGGCGGGAGUUUCAAAAAAUCCAUACUAAGCACAGAUCAUUUUAUUGUCUCCUCGGAAUGAUCAAACUGGUCAGGUUAAGCUUCUGCUUGUGGACUUCCAUCAGUGGCCAGAAGAGCUGGUUUUCUGAAGAAGGGACCUGACCUGAAACGUCUGAUGCUGCCUGGCCUGUUAUGUUCCUCCAGCUCCAAACUGUUAUCUCUGGUUUGUCUCAGGGGUUAGAUCACUCACAUUAGGCCCAAGGGUGGCCUGGAGACAUCCUCAGUUUUCGGCCUAAUGCCUAACUCUGGGGUUCAGCCUGGGACUCUGGAAGGGCAGAUUGGUCCAUUGGAAUUUAAUGGGCAGGAAAGUGGUUAGACAUUGGAAUUCUACAUAGUGGAACAAGUAUAAGAAGGAUCUUGAGAGGGGGUUGGAAUUUUCCUGAGAGUGGAUGAGAAACGCGGACAGAAUCUUUUGAGGUUGUUGUAACAAUUAGUGUCAAAUAUAUGUAUUCUGUCACUCUGCUGGACACAAUUAAUCCAGAACAUUCUAACAACAGGACCUAACAUCAGAUGGGCUAUUAUGCACACCUUAACAUGCAAUGAAAGGGUAAAGUCAAUUUAGUCUUACCAAACCGUUACAGCAGGAUGACUGUUCGUGGUUUAAUCUGAAAAUCACCAUGCCCAAAGCGAGGGGAGAGGUUGAGAACAAAAGUCAUUCAGCCAUACAGUCAUAGAGAUGUCCAGCACAGAACAGACACUUUAGUCCAAUUCAUCCACACUGACCUUGAUUAAUCUAAUCCCAUUUGCCAAUAUUUGGCCCAUAUCCCUCUAAACCCUUUCUAUUCAUAUUCCCAUCUAGAUGCCUUUUAAAUGUUGAAAUUGUACCAGCCUCUGGCAGCUCAUUCCAUACACGCACCACCCUCUGCAUGAAAAAGUUGCCCCUUAGGUCCUUUUUAAAUCUUUCCCUCUCACCUUAAACAUAUGCCCUCUAGUUUUGGACUCCCCCCACUCCGGGGGAAAAGACCUUGGCAAUUCAUCCUAUCCAUGUCCCUCAUGAUUUUACAAACCUCUGUAAGGUCACCCCUCAACUCCUGACACUCCAGGGAAAAUAGCUCCAGCUUAUUCAGCCUCUCCCUGUAGCCCAAACCAUUCCACCCUGAGCAACAUCCUUGUCAAUCUUUUCCAAACACCUUCAAGUUUCACAACAUCCUUCCUAUAGCAGGGAGACCAGAAUUGAAUGCAGUAUUCCAAAAGUGGCCUGACCAAUGUCCUUUACAGCUGCAGCAUGACCUCCCAACUCUUAUACUCAACAUGCUGAUGAAUGAAGGCAACCAUGACAAACGCCUUCUUCACCAGCCUGUGUAUCUGUGACUUCAUCUUCCAGGGACUAUGAACAUGCCACGCAAGGACAUUUUGGAACCUUCCAUUAAGGUUAUAAGUCCUGCCCUGAAUUGACCGGAAUUGAACACAGAAUUCUAAAAAUGGCCUCACCAAUGUCCUGUACAGCCACACAUAACCUCGCCGCGCCUAUACUCAACGCACUGACUAGGGUCACCCUGCAUUGCAAACCAGUCAUUCCAGUUAACUCACCCAUAAAAUGCCAAAUUCUCUUAAGCCAGGAGCUGAACCCAGGAACAAGAAUGCAUGCAAAUGUUACCACAUGAAUUUAUUUUCUUUCACAGGGAUUGCUCCUUAACAACCUGAUGUCUCACAUAACAACAUUUAAAAGACAUUUGAACGUGAACAUGAAUAGGAAAGAUCAGAGAGAUAGGAUCCAGUUGCAUCCAAAUGGGACUACUUCGGAUUAGGAAACCUGGUCUGCAUGGAUGAGUUGGGCUGAAGGGUCUGUUUCCAUGUUGUAUCAAUGCCUGACCUGUCAAGGUGGGCUCAGCAGUGAAAAUAAUUGUUCAGCAAAACAAAAACAAAGACACACAAAAUUCUCGAAGUUGAAAUAACCAAAGUUCUAAUUACGUUGUUGAACUCAUUUUUUUAAAAAAAUGUCAGUCAUUUAGAUGUUCCUUUGGCAGAAGCCCUGCAAGAGAGAAAGUGGGCAGAUCUUGCUUAAGAAAAGAUUUAAUAGGGCCUGGAGGAUAAGUAAUUCAAUCGGCUUAGACCUGCAACAAGACAUUUUAAUGCAAUUUCCCAUAUUACAAGGCGUGAAGAGCAAUAAAUUUCGAUGAAUUCCUCUUUGUUCCUAGAAUGUAGGCCCAGGGUCAAGACUCCAGAGUUCCCAAGUGGUCAAUGACAGCAGUAAUUACACUGACAAUUGAUGAGGGGCUCCAUAUUAUGUAUUAAUCAAAUCACAGAGAUGCCUGAUGGCCCCAUGUAUACAAAUGGGGCUGCAACAUGAGUUGGACAUCAAAGGAGCCUCCUCUGCUGUCCCUGAUGUACGUUUCCGACAUGCGCCUAGAGUUCAAAGGUCAAAGUCAGGCUUGUUGUCCCAGCUGCGCAGUGAAUAAAGCUGUCGUUACACCAGGCUUAUUAACCUCAGCUUAAUUAUUAAGCAACUGUUUCGUGACAAAGCUUGUCGGGAGUUGCUCUGCAAGAUAACUUUUCAUUCUUUCAACCUCCCUGUUCAUGUUUGUGCUUUUGUUUUCCACAUGAAGAUGCAAGGACAGGGGCGAGGCAGAAGAGACAUGAUGUUGGGAGGAGUAACUGUACUCAACAUUGCAGGGAGAUGCAUUAAUGUCAGGAACGGUACGGUAAUGUGAGAGGGGUUACCAAGCCUCUCAGUCUGUGGGGGCUGAAUCAACAGAGAUGCAGUCAGUCACAUAAAGUGAUGGUGGAGCUCAACAGAACUCUCUGUUACCUCAACUGAGUGACUGACCUUGACAUCUGAGCAGGCCAGCAAGUGCCAGCAGUCUGCUCAACUGUGGGAGUCGUCGCACCCAAAUCCAUUCUCAUGCAAUGACCACUCAGACUCAGAGCUGACGCAUAGAUGGUGAGAGUGAGGCCUGGUAGUAAAGUCACUAGGGCUAUUGACAUUAGCCCCCAGGCGAAUCCUCUGAAGAAGAGAUAAAUCGAAUCCUCUGAAGAAAAUGGUUGAAACCCUUCCACGGCAUAGUGGGUUUUAAAUCCAUAACUUUGGAGUAAAAAGCCAGUCUCAAUAAUGGUGACUGUAGUAAUUAUCAACAAAUGUUGUAAAAAGAUAUCAGGUUGACUAAUGUUUCUUCAGGGAAGGAAAUCUGCUGGCCUACGUGUGACUCCUGACCCACAGCAAUGUGUUUGGGCAAGCUACAUCAGGUCAAGGGCAACGAGUUCUGGCCUUGAUGGCAAUACUUGUGUCCAGUGAACCCAGGGGUCAGUAAUUCAGCCCCUCAAAGCUGCUCCUCCAUUUAAUAUGAACACGGCUAACCUCAACUCAACUUUCCCGCUUACUCUUCGUAACCCAUUACUGAAUUAAAAAUCUGUCUACCUCCUCCUUAAACUUACUCAAUGACCCGGCAUCCGCCGCACUCUGAGGGAAUGAAUUCCACAGAUUCAUGACUCUUCGGGAGAAGUGAUUCUUCCUCAUCUCAGUUUAAACUCUGCAAUCCCUUAUCCUAAAACUAUGACCUCUCAUUCUAGAUUGCCCCACAUGAGGAAACAUCCUCUCCAUGUCUACUUUGCCACUUCCCUUCAGUAUCGCACCCACCUCAAUUAGAUCUCCUCACAUUCUUCAAAAUUCUAGAGAAUAUGGGCCUAAACUGCUCGAUCGCUCUUCCUAUGACAAAACCCUCACCUCUGGAAUCAAUCUUGUGGACUCCUCUGAACAGUCUCCAGUUCAACUUCAUCAUUCCGCAAGUAAGGGGACAAAAAUUGUAUGCAAUAAGUGAAAGAAAAAGAAAAUAAUUGUGCAAUGUGCUUUAUCAUUCCUACCAAAAAGGGGAACAGAAUAAGAGAUAAUGGGAACUGCAGAUGCUGGAGAAUCCAAGAUA
Molecule: messenger RNA, 12609 nt
Organism: Stegostoma tigrinum
Lineage: Eukaryota; Metazoa; Chordata; Chondrichthyes; Orectolobiformes; Stegostomatidae
Product: vesicular glutamate transporter 1
Exons: 12
Coding region: 582-2294 (570 amino acids)
Biological process (GO): neurotransmitter loading into synaptic vesicle; regulation of synapse structure or activity; synaptic transmission, glutamatergic
Cellular component (GO): synaptic vesicle membrane; excitatory synapse
Molecular function (GO): neurotransmitter transmembrane transporter activity; L-glutamate transmembrane transporter activity
Source: RefSeq, a predicted model, not a curated record